AUGGCAUCUUCUUCAACAGCGACUUCUUCAGGUAUUUUCCUUUAUUUUAUUAUGAUUUUUUUGUGUCAUUUUGAGAGUUUGGGUCGAGUCUUUGUAAAAAAACAAAAAGAUAUAUUAUUGAUUUUUCGAGGAAGAAUUUUAUUUCUUUUUUUCCGCCUGGAAGGCCUCACGUGAUGUCCAGUUUUCAAAAAAAGGAAGCGUUCCUUCGAAAAAAAAUUGAAAUAAAACAUCCAAGUUUUUUCCCAUCAAUAUUUUCUUUCCUCUCGUAAAAAACUUAGUUUUAUCGCUCCAAAAUGCUUAUAAAUAAAAGAUUGGAUCCACACGCGGCCCGAGGCGUUUGGAAGAUUACGAGCAAUAAAAGUGUCAUGAGAGCCGUGGAAAAGAGAGUUUCUCCCUGAUAAAAUGUGUUUUAUAGGUUUUUUCCUCUCUAGUAUUCCUCUUUCUGGACACCACCACAAAUGGACUCUUUUCUCUGGAAAAAGGGGGAGAAAAGCUCACUAAACACUUUUCGGCGCCCUUUGAUGUCCAAAAAUAGGAAUGACUCGGCUUUUUUCUGCCAAUGGAAGCUUUUCAUUGCAGUGAGAGUGAAACUCUAAAACUUUCUGAAUUUUUCGGAGAGAUGAUUGUCGAAAUACUUUAGAAAAACUGGCUGGAAGCUAAAUUUUGGAAAAUUUUCAAGGUAUGGUUUAUCCUGGUAGCAGAAGCUUUUCUUUGCAAUAAUGCAGGGUUUUUCAGAAUUUCCAUAAUUUUUGCUGUUGAAUGUUAGUUGGAGCUGUUUUGAAGAAAGAUCUCCAGAGUACAGAAAAAUUUUAAUUUCAUGUACGACAUUUGAAACAAUUUGAAAGUUGAUACUUCUUUAGCAAUGGUAGCUUUUCACUACAAGCCUAUCCGAGAAUAAAAGUUUUAAUUUUCGGUGAAAAAAAAAUUUUCCAGUCUUUUCAAACCAGUUUCGUUUUGGUUUGUAUAGCAUCCAACGUAAAAAAAACUUCAUAUUAGUUUCGAGGAUCUUCAAAAAUCCACUAAGCUAUUUUGAAGCUGCACUGUAGCUUUUUUUUUAACCCUUCUACAAACGUUUUGGAAAACCACUUCAAAAUGCAACUCGUCGGAAAAAAAAUGUGUAGAUGAUUCGUGGGAUCCAUCACUGGGAGCCGAAAAGUAGUGAAGAAGAUGGGAAACGCGGUCUCUGCGGAGAGCUCGAAAGGGAGGAAAGCGCCGAAGAAGGAGAAAGGGGAGAAGAAGAAGAAGUUGUCGUCGGAAUCGGUCACGAGGGAAUCAGCCGAGGCCUGGACGACGCCUACGUGGCUCGAAACAUAUAACGAUUCGAAUUUGAGCUUUUAAGAGGUUUUUGGUUGGAAGGGAUUAGGUGGACGUUUUUGGUUUAUCAUGCUAUGAGAAAAAAUAGGAGAGAAAUAAAAUACAUUAAGAACAAAAGUAGGAAGGACUAUUUAGAAAAAAAGAACUUCUGAAAAACUUCAAAAGUUUUCAAGGACUGCUAAGGUACAAUAAGAACCUCUUUAGAUUAGAUUUGAGCAUUUUUUUAAAUAAAAUUCGGAAGAAAAAAAUGGUUUUCACUAUUGGACAGAUUCAUUCGCAUCACUUUGAUGAAAACUAUUUUUGAAAAGUUCGAAGAAAUUUCAACUUGAUUAAAAUCUAAGUCUGGUUAAUCUUGGUCAUUAGGUUUUCGUUUUGGCCGGUAUUUUCGGACACUAAAACUAGAGAGGUUUUUGCUUUACUAGUACUUCUAGGACCAAAAAUAACAGGACACAAGUCAGGACAGGAAACAGGACAUAAGGCUCGGCUUGGGAGAUAUUAAAUUUAAAGAAGGUUGCUUUCUCGCAGCGCGGUCGAUGGUAGCGUUGGUCAACAGCAGAUGUAGUUUUGGAUCUGAAAAUAUCCUAAUAGAAUUGUUGAUGAUAAUUAUGUUUCAUUGCAUCUUCGUUGGUACAAGUUUUGGUUUUUUGAAAUGUAAAAGUGUUUUGAGGUCGAAGCUGUUCAAAACGACAUUUGGAUCAAAUUCAGUUAGCCUAGUUGGAAACAUGAAUUCAAUGAGUUAGGCCCUGAAAAUCCCAUAUGGAACAAAAAGUUGUAUGGAACCUUUUGACUCUGUAGUCUCUUUUUUUUGGCUCCAUUGACUUUUUUCGAACGAAAGUCUAUCCUGUGUGAGAAAGAUCAACUCGCAGCACACAUCAGAAUCCGAUUCUUUGCGAAUCUUUGAGUUUUUUUAUUUCUGGCUGUUCAAGAGAAAGUUGUCAUGCCUCCAGGAAGGGCGACUUGUCCAAAUUUGGUAAUCGGAGCUCUUUUUUGAAGAAUUCCCGACGUUUUAAGCUUUUGAUGUUGGCGCCAUGAGAAAAGAUGAAUGGUCGCCGGCGGAAAAAGGGCGAAUUCUUCCGGAAAAAAGUUUGAAGCAGCCGAGAAAAAUGUGUUUUUCUGAUCUUUUGAGUUAGCUAAAGGGCCUUGAAGAUUUAUUUUUUAAUAAAAAAUUUCAGAAAUUGAGGCCCCGUAGAAAAGUCUCUUUUCUGUGCAGAAAACGGAAAUUUUAUAACUUAAGACUUAGAUUUUUAGGCCGUGGUCUUUUUUAAGUCAUUGCGUUUCUGGAAGUUUUGAUAAAGAUAAGCCGGAUUGUUAAAUUAGGCCGUGAAGAAAACGUUCAGGUUUUUAGACUAGACAUUCAUGAAACCCUGAUUUGUGAGAAUGCAGACUGUUUUCGACUUUUUAAGAAAUAAAUAAAUAUAACUACUGGAAUCUCAUUUCAUCAUCUUCUCUUCUUGUUUUUUUUUUCGUUCUUCUACAUUCUGCUCUCUCUUUCUUCUGUGAUUCGUUUACACUGAUUGCGUUUUGCUCGGGCAAGUCGGAUUGAAGAUGACACGGCGGAGGGCUAUUUGAGACGCAGAUUUUUGAUGCGACGAGGACAAAAAGGGGGGUCGAAAUCAAAUAAGUCGUGUGCGACAUGAAUGAGGUGAACGGCACAGGGUGUGAUUGGAUUUUUGGGUGAAAGGACCUCCGCACGAAGAUAUGUUCGAGAACAAGUCAGGAGGACGAGGUAAAUUUCUGGUCAAGAUAAAGUUCGAGUCGGGGAACUUCCAGAAAAAAAAUUAAAUGAUAAUUAACAGCAGCAUGACUUCAAGCGUAACCUGUUUCAUUAUGCGACCGACUCUAAACGGCUUGAGCGUAUAUACAUCUGAAAGAAUUAGAAAAGAUUGCCACUUUCUGAAAGAAACGCUUUUAGCCGUUUUUAAAAGAGAAAACAACUUAGGAAGUUUUUGUUUUUUCUGUGUUAGGAGCUCCUGGUUAGAUGUGUAAUCUUCAAACAAUUUUAGAAUCCUAUUCAAGACUUUUUCAGCUCCUGGCGGUGGUUCUGGGUUGGUAGUGAACCGACGUCGUCAAGACGGAAACCCAGUUCUGAAAUACGUCCGAAAUGUUCGGUACGAGUGGGGCGAAAUCGGGCCGGAUUUUGAGUGCGGGCCAACCUGCGCCGUCGUUUACUUGAGUUUCAAGGUUCAUAUUAGUUCAUUGGUUAAGAAUUUCUUCAUUAAUCUGAUAGAAGUCAUCAUUAGUUUCGAAUAAACUUUUUUCGAAAAUUUUGAACCAAAUCUGUUGUUUUCAGUACCACAAAACGCACCCGGACUAUAUUUAUACGCGUCUGACGGCGAGGGCCGAGAAUAACUAUCGAAUUAAGGUGAGUUUUAUGCAGGAAUUGGCUUUUAUGGAGGAAUUGAAAAAAGGCUUUUUUUCCUCCGAGGAAAGUAUGACGAAAAAUAGCCAUGACUUUUUCCAACUUGCAAAUUCGAAUUUUUUGAAUCCAAAUCGAACACUUACAAAUAAGAUUUUUUGAACUUGUGAUUGAGCUUAAGAGUUCAAAAUUUGGAAACGGACUGCACUGAUAGUUGAUGGAAAGGGUGGGGAACGAGCUUUAAAUUUUUAGCAUCUUUUGAAUGAAGUAUGUAGACAAGAUGAAACAAUUAGAAAAAAAAGAUACGUUGGAACUAAUAGGAGAUCCUUUUUUGAAAAAAUUUCUGAAAUACCUCAUUGAAAUUUUUUCGAAUCAAUAGGUUGAAAAUAAUCUGAAAAGUCUGAAUUGGAGGUCCUAUUGGCAUUUUGCAACGUCGAAGAGCCGCGGCACGUGCUUCGCGAGCUCAACAUGAUCUGUUAUCGGCAGGAUUGGACUUUGGUCGUUUGUUAUUCGGUUUGGAGAUCAAAUCAUCCGUUUUGAUCGAAUAAUCGAUAUUUAGGUCGAGGAAGCCGCAGAAUACCUGGAAAACUUUAAGUUCAGCGAAAAUAAAGACUUCGUUUUCAAGUGAGUCGAAAUGAAACAAGUUUCAUUCAACUCUUUAGAAACUUUAUAGAAACAGUAUUUUCUUUCAAAAACAAAAUUUUGUGUGUUUCAAAAAGAGUUAAUCUUCAAAGGAUCGGUACUGAUUGGUAUUAAAUUUCAAGUGGGAAGUUUCUGACCAAUUUCUCGAAUUUCAGAUCAGUAUUUACAAAACUUUUAAAUUAGUCUAGUUAUUACUGAAAUUUCAAGGCAAAUCACAAGAUUCAAACCUCAUUCUGACAUUGAUUGGAAUCAAAAUUGAUUUGAACGUUUUCAAACUUCCUUUAUAGUUUCUUUCCAAUCAGACACUGAAUUAAAUGGGAAAAAUGAGAAAAAAACCGCCAGUUUUCGGAAGUAUCUGAUUAUAUGAUAAAAUUGAAGGUAAAUAGCAGAAGAUCCAGAAAACAUAACUGAAAGUUGACUUCAAGACAGUUUUUCUCAGGAAACCUGGAGAAGACACCGGCGAUGAGAGAAAUAAGCUCCAGGAAGCGGCUGUGGGGAUUCUCACUGCGGCCAGAGGCGUCAAUAAAACCGAUGCUCAAAAGUUGGUCUUGGUUGGGAUUUCGUACCGAACUUAUUUCCUUGUUAGGAAAGGAGUCAGUAUACAAACAAAGAUUCGGAAAAAACUGAAACAAGAUUAUAUUCUGACUUAUUUCAUUAGGUUGAUUCAUUCAUUCAUUAAGUUGUCUCAUAAGAAACGCGCUUUUCAUUUGUUCAUAGAAACUCGGACAAUGGCAACGCAAAACGGACGCAAAUCGGAAUUUUCGAAGCAUUUUUAGUGACCUCAUUAGUAGAGUUAUUAGUAUAGAAUGCCCCAAAAAACUUACCGCAUCGAGAUGGAGAUAGAAAAAAUGCGACUGCUGUUCCAGACUCUUGUUCAACUUCAAAACGAUGGCCAACAUUUGCAAGGCGACCGAAGAACAACUGGCUCUGAGCCCAGGUCUCGGACCCAUCAAGGCCAAAAAUCUGUACACUUUUCUAAGGACCCCGUUUGCAACUUGA
Molecule: messenger RNA, 5311 nt
Organism: Caenorhabditis auriculariae
Lineage: Eukaryota; Metazoa; Nematoda; Chromadorea; Rhabditida; Rhabditidae
Source: the annotation of a GenBank genome assembly